AUGGGGCUCAGCUGUACUGGUCAUGAGGAGAUAGAAGUGCCCUUUCCUCUUCUGAUUGUUGUUCUCUCCUUACUUUCUCCCAACGAGGACCAGAACCUUCUCCUGGCAGCUGCCUAUGUUUCUGAUGCCCAGUACAACAGAAACGUUCCAUUUGAAACGUCUCCUCGGGCCAUCAGACUUUACUAUUUUUAUAACCACUGGACAAUGCAAGUAGCCAUCUACUUCUUUAUUUGUGUCGACCUCUCUCUCGCCCUGUUUGAAGAACCGGCACUGUUUCCCCUGCCUUUCUUGGCUACCUCGUUAGCAGAAGUACUCUGUCUGACUGCAUUCUUUGCGAGACUUGUACAUUUUGCAAAAGUCACUCCUCAAAUGGUUUUCUGGAAGGAUACGAAAAACAUCUGCAUCAUGGUAACCAUCGUGCUGACCUUGAUUGAUCUGAUUAUCUAUGGGUCCCUGGAAGCUGUGAACGUCCACAGCGUUCGAUGGUCAAGGGUCUUAAGACCAGUCUUCCUAAUUAACUUCCCUGAAAGUCGUCAGAUCCGAAGAACUUUCAGAAGCAUCCGGAACACUCUGCCCGAUAUUCUCUACGUCUUCCUCCUGUUUAUGUUCAGUGUGCUGAUAUUCUCCCUUAUGGCCUUGAAGCUUUUUGGGGAUAGGGGUCUUAAAACAGUGGAAGGAUUGCCCUACUUCACAAAUAUCCUGGACAUAGUGUUUGAGCUCUACGUGCUGGUCACUACCGCGAACAGCCCCGAUGUCAUGAUGCCUGCCUAUAACUUCAAUUGGUGGUACUGUCUGUACUUUAUAACCUACACCAUCAUCAAUACCUACAUCUUCAUGUCCGUCUUUCUGGCCGUGGUCUACAACAAUUAUAGGAAGCACUUAAAGAAUGAGAUUCGCAAACUGGCGUACCUGAAACGUCACAAAAUGAUAGAGGCGUUCAACAUUCUGAAAGUCAAGGUGGGCACAGAGUUUGUGGUCAUGGAGGCCCAGUGGAGGCGGCUGGCCAAGGUCGUGGCACCACACAUCAGCGGUCCCCACCUGGAGCUCCUCUUGAGGAUCUCCGACGAGGGACAGAAGGGGCACGUGGACAAAGUGAACUUUCUACGCUUGGCCGAUCUCCUCAACAUUCAGGUGGUCACCAUCAACAUCAGGAGACACCCACUGGAAGACUGGAUGCCUCGGGUAUACCGGUCAUCUGCAAGCCUCUUGGUCCAGAGGAUGGUUCAGCACAGGAUUUUUGUCUGGGUUUAUGAUGUCAUCAUUCUAAUAAAUGCCAUAUUCAUUGCUCUGGAUGAGAGAAACCCCUUCAUUUCCUACGCAGAAUGGCUUUUCCUUUCUCUCUACAUUAUUGAAAUUCUCCUGAAACUGUACACAUACGAGCCCAGAGCCUAUUUUGACAGAAGGCAGUUCUGGAACUGGUUUGAUACGCUGAUCAUCAUCGCGGCCCUGGUGGCCACUGUGGCCAACACCACCAUUCAGUCAGCAGGAAAAUACAACAGUCAGCAGAUACUGGAUAUUGUGUUGAUCUUGAGGAUACUCCGGCUCUUAAGGAUCAUUGUCAGCAUUCAGAGGUUCCGGGUCAUCGUGACGACCUUAAUUAACAUUGGGCCCACGAUACUGACGUUCGGUGGACUCGUCUUGGUGGUCUACUACGUGUUCGCUAUCAUCGGGAUGGAAGCAUUCCAUGGCAAAGUCCGGUUCUCUGACCCGAAUUUCACCAGUCCUGAUGCUCUGGUGUGUGGGAACCCAGCCUUGAAAGAUUCAGCAUUUGCCCGAGACAGGUACUGCAAGAACAACUUCAACGACCUGGCCUCCUCGUUCAUCGUGCUGAUGGAGCUCACGGUGGUUAACCAGUGGCACAUUCUCGCGGGCGGCUUUGCCCUCGUGACUCACCAGGCGGCAAAGCUGUACUUCAUCGGCUUCCACAUCGUGGUCGUCAUUCUCAUCGUUAAUAUUUUCAUAGCAUUCAUCUUGGAGGCAUUUUUUGUGGCAUAUUCCUUAGAGAAAAGUGAAGUGGAAACUGCUAUCGAGAAGAAGAUUCAAGAGCUCGGAGUGGGAAUCCAAGAAGAAGAAAUGCAGGACAGGAAGCUCGUUGAUAACAUGGAUGCUAAGGACAGUGGCUUUAGUGGGGACGAUGGAGACAACAAAAGGAAGGACCUGAAAGGCUUGUACUUCAGAAUUGCAUCCAAAAAGUACAGGACCGUGGACGCCUUGCUGCAGCAGAUGUUUGAGUCUGAGAUUGCCCCAGAGGAGGAAGGCCCUUCGUUGGAUGAGAUUCUGAACUUUUCACCCGGUGACCUGUAUCCCAAGAAUCCCAAUUUCGAAAACAGUGCAUGAUCCUGGACCUUUAAGGGUGCACACGUGGAAACCAAGCUAGGCGGCCAUCCCUUCUGGCUUAUUCUAUCUAGAGGUGAUUUUCCCAGCCCAGGUCGCUCUGUGCUGUGACCAGCCUGCGCAUCGGCCCCUCCUGCCCUGAGCAACCAGCUGAAAGGUGUGGAAAGGCUGCUUCCGAGUGCCCCGCCUGGGGUUGUUCUGAGGUCUGAUCAGGGCAGUAAGGAGGGGGAAAUCUUGGAAGAGAUUUUGAGGGGCACUGAUCAUACACAUGGACCUACACGUGUGACGCCCCUUCAGUGGGUGUGUAAAAGCUUUUCAUUUAUUUUUAUGUGAUAUUAUGCGAUUCUAUUAAAUCACAUGCUACAGUGUUACGUGAAUGAAUUUUGAAUAUUUACAUAUGGUAAAGGAGUAUAUCUAAUACAGUAGCUUUUAGAUGUGGUGUUUAUUCAAAAUGAAGGAAAACAUGAAUGCGAAAAUAAAAUUCUGUCACAGUUGCUUCUUUUUCCA
This is a messenger RNA of Herpailurus yagouaroundi (jaguarundi), 2841 nucleotides long. Its product is annotated as two pore calcium channel protein 2-like. The coding region runs from base 1 to 2337 and encodes 778 amino acids. Gene Ontology annotation, cellular component: membrane. Gene Ontology annotation, biological process: monoatomic ion transport; transmembrane transport. Lineage: Eukaryota; Metazoa; Chordata; Mammalia; Carnivora; Felidae. The record is from RefSeq and is a predicted model, not a curated record. The transcript is spliced from 19 exons. Gene Ontology annotation, molecular function: monoatomic ion channel activity.